Molecule: messenger RNA, 2550 nt
Organism: Manis pentadactyla (Chinese pangolin)
Lineage: Eukaryota; Metazoa; Chordata; Mammalia; Pholidota; Manidae
Gene: TARS2
Product: threonyl-tRNA synthetase 2, mitochondrial
Exons: 18
Coding region: 83-2221 (712 amino acids)
Biological process (GO): threonyl-tRNA aminoacylation
Cellular component (GO): cytoplasm; mitochondrion
Molecular function (GO): ATP binding; threonine-tRNA ligase activity
Source: RefSeq, a predicted model, not a curated record
GUCGGGCCAGAAACCAAUUGAGGAAUCUGGUGAAGCAGACGCGACGAUUAAUUUGAGGAUGUAGGCAUGAGUCUGAAGGAACAUGGGGCUGUAUCAGCGGUGGCGGCGGCUCCGGUUCCCAGGGUUACAAACCUGCAGGCUACACACGGACCGUAAGGCUGUGCGUACGCCUCCACACUGGUUAGCAGAGCGGCUUAGCCUUUUUGAGGAGCUAUGGGCUGCUCAAGUAAAGAGAUUAGCAAGCAUGGCACAGAAGGAACACCGGACUAUUAAAAUAACACUUGCUGGAGGCCAGAAAAUGGAUGCUGUAGCAUGGAACACAACUCCUUACCAACUAGCCCAGCAGAUCAGUUCACCUCUGGCAGAUACUGCAGUUGCUGCUCAAGUGAAUGGAGAACCUUAUGAUCUGGAGCGGCCCUUGGAGACCGAUUCUGACAUCAGAUUUCUGACAUUCGAUUCCACAGAGGGAAAAGCAGUAUUCUGGCACUCCAGCAGCCAUGUCUUGGGGGCAGCAGCUGAACAAUUCCUAGGUGCUAUACUCUGCCAAGGUCCGAGUACAGAAUGUGGCUUCUAUCAUGAUUUCUUCCUGGGAAAGGAACGAACAGUCCGGGGCUUAGAGCUGCCAGUUUUGGAGAGGAUUUGCCAGGAAUUUGCAGCUGCUGCUCAACCUUUCCGGAGGCUAGAGGCUUCCCAGGAUGAGCUUCGCCAGCUUUUCAAGGAUAACCCCUUUAAGCUUCGCCUGAUCGAGAAGAAAGUGACAGGUCCAACAGCAACAGUGUAUGGGUGCGGCACGUUGGUUGAUCUUUGCCAGGGCCCCCACCUUCGGCAUACUGGACAGAUAGGAGGACUGAAACUGCUGACGAACUCGUCAUCCCUGUGGAGGUUGUCAGACGCCCCAGAGACACUGCAGAGAGUGUCAGGGAUUUCCUUUCCCGCUGUGGAGGAGCUGAGGGCCUGGGAAGAGUGGAGGGAGGAAGCCGAGUCACGGGACCACCGACGCAUUGGGAAGGAACAGGAGCUCUUCUUCUUCCACGAAUUGAGCCCUGGGAGCUGCUUCUUCCUGCCUCGAGGGACAAGGGUCUAUAAUGCACUGGUGGCUUUUAUCAGAGCCGAGUAUACCCACCGUGGUUUCUUAGAAGUGAAAACCCCCACACUGUUUUCUACGAAACUGUGGGAGCGGUCAGGACACUGGGAGCAUUAUUCGGAAGACAUGUUUGCCCUGCAGUCCCCAGGCUCUGGCAGGCCUGUCAGCAACCCGGGUGACCACUCUACCAGCCCUCCCACAGACACGCUCGCCCUGAAGCCCAUGAACUGCCCUGCACACUGUUUGAUGUUUGCCCACCGGCCCAGAUCCUGGCAAGAGCUGCCCCUGCGACUGGCAGACUUUGGGGCCCUGCACAGGGCAGAGGCCUCUGGUAGUCUGGGAGGACUGACCCGGCUGCGGUGCUUCCAGCAGGAUGAUGCUCACAUCUUCUGUGCACUGGAUCAGCUGAAAGCAGAGAUCCGAGGAUGUCUUGAUUUCCUCCACUCUGUCUACAUUGUCCUUGGCUUCUCCUUCCACCUGGCACUGUCCACUCGGCCGUCUGGCUUCCUGGGAGAGCCCUGCCACUGGGACCAGGCUGAGCAGGUCCUUCAACAGGCUCUGGAAGAAUUUGGAGAACCCUGGGACCUCAACCCUGGAGAUGGUGCCUUCUAUGGGCCUAAGAUUGAUGUGCACCUCCACGAUGCUCUGGGUCGGCCCCAUCAAUGUGGGACAAUCCAGCUUGACUUCCAACUGCCCCUGAGAUUUAACCUCCAGUACAAGGGGCAGGCAGGGGCCCCAGAGCGUCCAGUCCUUAUUCACCGAGCAGUGCUAGGUUCUGUGGAAAGGAUGCUGGGAGUGCUGGCGGAAAGCUGUGGGGGAAAAUGGCCGCUGUGGCUGUCCCCGUUCCAGGUAGUGGUCAUCCCUGUGGGGACUGAGCAAGAGGAAUAUGCCAGGGAGGCACAGCAGAGCCUGCAAGCUGCAGGACUGGCCUGCGACCUGGACACUGACUGUGGACUGACCCUCAGCCGGAGAGUCCGCCGGGCUCAGCUCACCCACUACAAUUUUCAGUUUGAUUUAGGUCUCUUAAGCUUCUUCUUAGUAAAGAAGAUGUCCCAUGUGGAUGAAUUUUCCCUGAGAGCCUCACCUCCCCUCUUCCUGCAGUGGUUGGCCAGAAAGAGCAGAGUGAGAGAACAGUGAACGUUCGGACUCGGGAUAACCGCCGGCUGGGGGAACGGGACUUGACUGAGGCUAUACAACGGUUGCUGGAGCUACAGAGCACCAGAGUCCCCAAUGCUGAGGAGAUGUUCUGAGCUUAUGUAUACAGACGUGACAGAGACCUGCAGGAGCCACCAGCCUCCCUUCACACUGGAGAGCCCAACCUGCCUGACAAGAUCUGGAGGGCCUCAGGCCCUUGGGAGCUCAUGUGGAAGCAUGAAUCUGCUCUCCUCAGAAGAGAUUUGGUCUGGGGGAGCCGUUUUGGAUGUGAGGAGAGUGAAACUAAAAAUAAUAAACUUGAAGCUCAUCAA